This is a messenger RNA of Stegostoma tigrinum, 5511 nucleotides long. It is a transcript of the gene plekhb2, whose product is annotated as pleckstrin homology domain containing, family B (evectins) member 2. The transcript has 8 exons. Gene Ontology annotation, biological process: regulation of cell differentiation. The record is from RefSeq and is a predicted model, not a curated record. Bases 246 to 914 code for a protein of 222 amino acids. Gene Ontology annotation, cellular component: membrane. Lineage: Eukaryota; Metazoa; Chordata; Chondrichthyes; Orectolobiformes; Stegostomatidae.
AUUCUUCCUAUUUCAAAGCCGGGAGUCUUUCCUUCGGCAGUCUGCGAUGCUGGAUGGGAAAUGUAGUCUCCGUCCUCGGCAGAAAACGGGGAACGGGUUUGAAUGGACUAUAACUCCCAGAGGCGACCGUGGCAAGGAGGGCGGAGAAUAGGUGGAUCGCCUGAGGACGCACUUGUCUUGUGACAAAUUGAGGUGACGGGGUGAGUGGAGCUGCUAGGGCUGAGGACCCUCUUUCUGUUGCAGAUAUGGCCUAUAUUAAAAGUGGAUGGCUACUUCGGCAAAGUACUAUUUUAAAGCGAUGGAAGAACAACUGGUUCGACCUGUGGUCCAAUGGUCAGCUCGUCUAUUAUGACAAUCAGAUGCGAGAAGACAUGGAAGAUAAGAUUGCCUUAAAAAUGGAUUGUAUUAACAUCCGAUCUGGAUCUGAGUGUAGAGACUUCCAUCCUCCGGAUGGAAAGCCUCGAGAUUGUUUACUGCAGAUUCAGUGCAGGGAUGAGAGGACGAUCAAUCUCUGUGCAGAAAGUGCUGAUGACUGCCUGGCAUGGAAACUCGCACUUCGAGAGGCAUGGACAAACUCGAGCCUUGCUCCUGAAGUUGUCUUGGAUGAUGGCAAUUAUGCCUCUACUCCCCCACCUUACACGAGUUACCCUACAGCACCAGCACAGGUUUACAGUUACGAUUCAUAUAGUGGCACUUAUGCUGCUCAGCCGCCUCCCACUUCACAAGUUGUCUACACAUCCAAUGGACAGCCUUAUGCAGUGGCCUAUCAGUAUCCCUACAAUGGUCCUUACCCACCACCGACCAAUCAUGUGAUUAUUGAAGACCGGCGGCACGAUGAUGGUGACCUUGCACUGGGCAUGGUGGCAGGUGCUGCCACUGGCAUGGCAUUGGGCUCACUAUUCUGGGCCUUCUAGAACUCUGGGGAGCUGAGAGCUCAUUUGCUGUUCACAUUGCCUUCACUUUCCUGGUAGAGUCUCUCCAUGCAGUUUCCACCUUACACCUCAAGUCCGUAACAUCUACUGUACUCAUAUAAUUGAUCUGUUACUCCAUAACACUUUAAUCUUAUUAAAGCAAAUUCUGAAAUCUUGAGUGACCUAUCUGAGCAAAAUCAAGUACUCUACUUAUAUCUAUAUAGAGCAAGAUUAAAAUUAACUUAUUUCAAGAAAGCCAUGACUAAAAGUAUCAUGUGUUUCUUAAAUUCUAGUUUUAUAACUUCAAAAAUUGUUCUGAACGUGAAUGUGAGAUGAGGGAGUUGGAGUGGAUUUUGCACACUGUUGUGGGUUGGAACUCCCUUUUGAGGCUGAUUUUUGUGUUCAGUCCAGGAUAUUAAGAUGAGAGUUGUUUUUGGAUAUCAUCUCCUGCCCUUUUGACGUGGGAUGUAUUGUAGCACAAAUUGAGCUGAAUCUGGGUCUUUCGUAUCAAGUGAAUGAGUUAGCCUAUUGCCUAUGUCACGCCCAGGUGUGACAUGCAAAACAUUUGAUGCUUGGUGGGAGAAUGUAUUUUCAAGAUAUAUUAUCCAUCUGUUUCGCAACCAGUUAACAAGGGUACUUUGCUAUUGAAUUGAGAAGUUAUGGUCACGGUUGCAACUUGGAUUUCCAAUGUCAUUUGGCUUUUUGUCUCAAAAUCACUUUUGGGUUAAGGUUGAUCCCUAUGUUGGAAAAAUUACUCUGGUCACCAAAUUUAGAUGAUUUUCAUUAGUUGCUAACAAUGGGGUAGAGACCAGUAAAUUGCACUCCAACUGUACAUACAUUUGAUCAGCCAAAGUACAGGAAUGUGAGAGGUAAAAUAUGCAAGGUGUCCACAUGCUUAUUAAAUGCUGCUUCCUAUCCUGAAGUAAUUUGUUGUUUUACCCGAGGAAAGCCAAGAGUGAGGCAUGAGCAGCCAGUCUGAUGAAAGCCAUCUCUACUAUUCCCGAACACUCUUCCUUUUGUACCUGAUUGAAUGUUUGUGUCCGUUGAAGCCAAGCAUUUCUCAAUGAAUGAAGAUGAUGUCAUCUGCUUACACUUUUUUUUUCUUUUCGCAAAUAGAGCUUAAUGACUUGUACUCUUACCCACCACAGUUGAGGAUGCAAAAACAGAAACGAGAGUGUUCUCUGCACAAAUAUCCGAUUUGCUCCUGACCUGUUGACUAGUCUUUUCUGUUCAAGGAUCCUGUGUCUGACCACUUUAGUCCUAUCUUGUGUCCUCUGGCUUCAUUUUCCUGGCUUAGUUCAAAAUGUUGUGCUUAUGCAACCUGUCCUGUUACAAGUUUGAGAAUUGAGAUGAACCAGCUGGCAAAGUAUGGAGUUCAUACUUUCUAAAUCUUUCCUCAGAAUUUUAUACACUGGAUCAUUCUUGCUGAUUCUUCUUAUAUUCUUUUUGUUUUCCAGUGCAUGUUGGUUUGCUCUUGUGCCAUUAUCACCAAAUCAGAGGCCAAUGCCUGACAAGAGCAGCAUCAGGCCUCUGUAUCACUUGUGUCUUGUUUACAUUCUCCAUCCCAGUGUUUAAUUGGCUUUACGUUUUUAGUUCAGUCCAUUGCCUCAACUGAGAAAGUGACUUCAAAAAAACUUGCCCCGGCAUCUGUCGGUUUUCAUCCAUUUCUGGAUGCUUAAAAUGCACAUCAUUUGAAAUUAAUAUAAUUUGUAUCCACUCAAACUAAAUUUCAGCUACCAUUUGCCAGUUUAACUGCAUGAUGCUUCACUUGUUUGAAUAGAGCGAUUUCACAAAUGAACUCCCAAUUAAUCUCUCUCCUUUCCAGUUCUGCAGUUUCCGUCUCUGUCAAACUGAAACUUUGUAGUUGUCUAUUUACCUAUCGCUUUAAUUGCUUCAGACUACAAAGGUGGUACAGCCUUUUUGAAGUCUGAAAUUAUAUUUGUCUUAUUUUUCAACUUCCUAUUUUGUACUCUCUAUGCUUAAUUUGAUUCUUUAAAAGCCAUGCUAUAUGAAUUCUUCGUGUGUGUGUAUAAAUUAUAGUUACAAAAUGAUGUCUCUGUUCUUGUCUAUCCAGUCCUCUUCCAAUAUUCUGGCCAAACCACUGUCAUCAAACAUGCAUACUUUGUGUUUUUGACUUGAACCUGACUUGAUGAUUUGUAUUUAACUUGGCCUUGAAGGUAAUGAGACAGUAAAUUCAGAAGCAACAUAGUGGAAAUCAAUGGUAUUGAAAGAUGCGAGAUCUAGACACAACCAAACUGUGAAUUUAGUGAAGAUUGACUGAGAAUGGGCACGCAUUCAUUUCGUAAUUAUGGCAGGGUACAAGAUUCUGAAAGGAACUGUUGAAUUGCUUUACCUGUUUCAACUAUUGGAUAUACGUGCUCAGAACAGUGUUGUUGAUGGAGAAGCUUGCACUUUAUUACUUGUGAUGGAGCAUGUAACUUUCAGUUUCUAAGCCUUGAUCUUCAAUCCCAUGUAGUUUGAGAUGGCUUUUAAAGAAUCCAACAUAAUAGUCUUCACACGAGCUCUGCAAAGCUAGUAUUCCCCUUCUCACCCCUGUCCCAGUGAAUAAUUUAGUAACCUGUAUCCCGCUGUGCACCGUGCUACCUCUUUGGGGUAAUCAGAUGCUUGAGCAGAAGUUAGCAGAGUGUUGUUAAAAAUUGACUGUGGGCAAAGCACUUCAGCAAAAUACUAAACGAAAAAAUUGCUUGGAUUUCAACUCGUGUUCCAGGUUUUGACUGAACUUUAAACUGCUUCUGGCUAAUCUGGUGUGCCUUUUUUUUAAAAAAAGCUCUGAAAUCAGUUUUUUUAAGUGCAAGCUGUUACAAUGAAUCAUUUAUCCGUACUAGCCUGAAAAUGCCAACUAGUUAGUAGACCAACGGAAGUUUUGAAUUUUACCUUUCAAACACAGUGCUUUUGUAGCUCAUCUACCUGAGAGAACAUCCCAGUGCCCCCCCCGCCCCAGGUUGUUUGUCUGCCAUCGGAAGCUGUGGAGUGAUAGCUAAGUGUAUUGAUCCAAUCUUUUUCCCCUUCACGCAGGAAGCAGGGAGAAAUUGGUACCAGUCACUCAAGGAGUUUUGAAUUGGGCUACCCAUAGUUUUGGUUAGUCUGGUGCGUUUGGGGAAGAUCUAGGGAGGUUCCUUUACAGGCUGAAACACCCUCCAGCUUAAAUGUACUUUUCCCUUGAUACAGAAUAAUGUUGAAUGACUCCCAUUUGUUUUCUUAACACUGAUUUUUUUUUUUAUCACUGAAGCGAAACAAUUCCUUGGCUUAUCCCAAAAUUAAUUUCGAGGCAAAUAUGUAACACUCCCAAGUGCCUCAUGCCAUUAGGCUAUUGAAUGGUAGAGAAUUCCCUGAUUGGUGUGAACGAGUUGUGAUCCUGAAGGGAAUCCAUGGUGUUGCACCCUUCAGCCUGUAUAGGGCUAUGAAGGAUAUCUCUGCUUAUCGGGUUUAUCACCUGCUGGAUCUUGAGCUUACCUUGUGCUGUAAGCUGACGCCUUCAAUGAGGAAUAGACAAUGUCCAUCUCCCUUGUGUUGUCUUUUUUUUAACACUAAAUUCUGCUUGCCUGUCUUCCUUGGGCCUUAUUUUGUAUCUGAUCCUCUCAAACAGGAAAGCUUUUUCGGAUGCAUAAUAACUGGGGAGAAUGGAAGGUGGAUUAAUGGGGGUUUUUUUUUUUGCCCACAAGAACCGAGCAGUUGAGUAGAAGCAGUGUUUUUUUUGGGGUGAGAGGGUGUGCAAAGUGUCCAUAUAUUGCUCACGGUCUGAUGUUCUUCUUCCAGUCAGCUUUUUUGUCAAUUAGAGGCUGCUUAGGGUUUUGUUGUGUGUUUUUUUUUUAGUGAUUUCCUGAUUAAUCAUAAAUUCUGUUUAUAUGUCACCCUAAAUUUUAACUAAUAGAGUAACUGAAUUAUCUAGCGUGCUUUUGUAGUCUUCAGUAAGCUAAUGACACUGACCAAUCAGAGCAGCUUUUUACCCAGUUAAAAAUAAAAUCUCAGCACUGAAAGGACAGACCUUGAGGGUGAAAGAAAAAUGGCUGAAGCAUUGAGUUGUAAGCACUAAAUUGUUGACUUGAGCAAGUAGGGUAGACCAGAGAAUGUAAGCAGAAGAGAAUGCAGUGGGAAGGUGAGGCAAGCACUGAAAGUUGAUGUAGAUUCUUGUUUUGAAAGUGAUAUAAUGAAGUAACACUGAGUACGAUUCAGUGGUUGAAAAGAAGUGUGUGGAUUUGGCAGGCAUGAAUAUUUUGUGUCCCUCUUGAAUGCUCGCUGCAGUCUUCUACACUUUUAUUUUCUCUCAUGCCUCCUCGCUCUGGAUCCGAGUCUCUCAUGUUUUUGCACUAAUUGUUGGAGAUGCAUCCUUUGCUGUGAUAUUUGUGCAAUGUGUGUGUGUGUGUGUGUGUGUGUGUGUGUGUGUGUGUGCAGAUGUUGCCUUUUAAUACUUUUUGAUUAUUAUGAUUAAUGAUCAGCGCCAAAAUGCUUCUAGAAAUAUUCUGUCAGUAGCAGUUGGGGGUAGGUUGUAUUUCUGUGAUCAGUGUUGCUGAUUAUCACCUAAAAUUUUUUUGUUUCUGUGGAAUGAAAUUGUGUAUUUAAAUAAACUGAUUUAAUUGUA